CCAGUGUGAUUCAGAAGGGCAGUUCUGUGGGGACUGAAUGGCAGACCCCAGUUAUCUCAGAAGCCUUUCGGAGCCGCUUCAGCCGCUGUUCAAGUAUAGCUGACAGUGGGGACACAGCCAUUGGGACAUCAUGCUCAGAUAUUGCAGAAGAUUUUUGCAGUUCAAGUGGCAGCACUUCUUUCCAGCCUAUCAAGAGCCAUAUAACCAUCCCAACAGCCCAUGUGAUGCCUUCUACUUUGGGGACCUCUCCUGCGAAGCCCAAUUCUACACCUGCUGCACCCUCUUCUAAACUCCCUUUGUCAGGGUUGGCUGAAAGUGUGGGGAUGACAAGAAAUGGAGACUUUGGUGCAGUGAAACAUUCUCCAGGCCUAUCAAGAGAUCUCAUGUAUCUCUGUGGUGCUACUGGAGAAAAUGGCAUUGAACAAUCCUGGUUUCCAGCAGUUGGCCAUGAAAGAGAGGAAGAGAUGAGGAAGUUUGAUAUUCCUAACAUGGAGUCUACCCUCAAUCAGUCAGCUGUGGUCGAAUCACUUUAUUCAGAUCCUCACUAUCGAGUCCACUUCCACAACUCAAGAUCUGACACAAACAAAGAAUUAUACAAAGUAUUGCCUGAGGCCAAGAAGGCACCAGGCAGCGGAGCAGUAUUUGAUCGACAUGGACCACAGUCUAGCAGCAGUGGGAUGCUCCCUUUGGGAAUCCAGCCAGCUCCUGGGCUCUCCAAGCCUCUGUCCUCUCCAGUGUGGCAACCAAAUCCUGAUCCUUGGCAUCCUCGAGAACAAUCUUGUGAACUCAGUACUUGUCGACAACAGCUGGAAUUGAUACGUUUACAGAUGGAGCAAAUGCAGCUUCAGAAUGGAGCCAUCUGCCACCAUCCUACUGCUUUUGCUCCUUUACUGCCCACUUUGGAGCCAGCACAAUGGAUUAGCAUCUUGAAUAGCAAUGAGCACCUUCUAAAGGAAAAGGAACUCCUCAUUGACAAACAGAGGAAACACAUCUCUCAGCUGGAACAGAAAGUACGAGAGAGUGAACUUCAAGUCCACAGUGCCCUUUUAGGCCGCCCUGCCCCCUUUGGAGAUGUCUGUUUGCUGAGACUACAGGAAUUGCAGCGAGAGAACACUUUCUUACGUGCACAAUUUGCACAGAAGACAGAAGCCUUGAACAAAGAAAAGAUGGAGCUUGAAAAGAAACUGUCUUCUUCAGAAGUUGAAAUACAGCUCAUCAGGGAGUCUCUUAAAGUGACACUGCAGAAGCAUUCAGAGGAGGGGAAGAAACAGGAAGAAAGGGUCAAAGGUCGUGACAAACAUAUCAAUAAUUUGAAAAAAAAGUGUCAGAAGGAAUCGGAGCAGAACCGUGAGAAACAGCAGCGUAUUGAGACCUUGGAACGCUACCUGGCUGACUUGCCUACGCUGGAAGACCAUCAGAAGCAGAGCCAGCAGCUUAAGGAUGCUGAGUUGAAGAACACAGAGCUGCAAGAGAGAGUGAUUGAGCUAGAAAGUUUACUGAAGGAGACCCAGGGAGACUGUCGAGAGAAGGAGGUUCAGCUGGAAAACCUGAGACAGAGGGAAGCAGCACAUUCUUCUACUAGACAUAGCCUGCAAGAUAAGCAGUUUGUGGAGGAAUGCAAUGGAGAAGAUUCACGAGUGGAAUUGGAAUCUUGGCAGAAGGAAUGUGAUUCUCUCCAAAAGAUUGUGGAGAAGCAACAGCAAAAGAUGGAUCAGUUGCACUUACAAGUACAGAGCCUGGAGCAAGAAGUGAUUCAAGAAGAAGAGACAAGCCAGGCCCUGAGAGAGGAAGCCCAGCGGAGAGAGACUGCCCUGCAACAGCUGCGCACAGCAGUGAAGGAGCUCUCAGUUCAGAACCAGGACUUGAUUGAGAAGAACCUAACGCUGCAGGAGCACUUGCGCCAGGCCCAGCCAGGGUGUCUACCUUCGCCAGACACAUCCCAGAUGGCCUUUGAGCUACACCAAGAAUUGGCCAGUUGUCUUCAAGAUCUGCAGGCUGUCUGUAGCAUUGUGACACAGAGGGUCCAGGGCCAUGACCCGAAUCUUUCUCUGCUCCUGGGCAUUCACUCCACACAGUACCAAGGGACUCCUCUAGAUUUGCAGAAGCCAGAUGUGAUCAGGAGGAAACUUGAAGAGGUUCAGCAGCUACACCGGGACAUCGAAGACUUAAGGACCAAUUUGUCAGACAGAUAUGCCCAGGACAUGGGAGAAAACUGUGCCACACAGUGAGGACUGCUGAGGGUGGGGCAUACCAUAUCCCUCAGGGAGGGCCUGGGCUUCUGAGCCUAGCUAGCAGAUUCCUGCUGCUGUCUCAGAGAGCAGUCAGAGGGGAGGAAGGAGGGGUCCCCUUGCACUGACUUUGCCUUAUUGGGUUGUGUUAGUUCUGUUAUCUUAAUUCACCUUUUGAGAGAGAGUUACUAAUUAACUUUUGCAGGUUCAACUGAUAAGUCCUCAGAAAUUGUUCCCAGCCCUUGGCUGAUAUCAGGUCAACCAGCUGUUCACCUCCCCCUCUCUGUCCUCUAGGAUGGAUCUCCGUUCAUUCCCACUCUAUUACUUGAACCUGCUGCUGAUGCCCCUAACUCAUUUAGGGGAGAUGGAAAAGGCCCAGUAGGGGUACCAACCUUUUGAGAAUUCUCAAGCCCCAUGUGCCAGCCUUUCUGGGAGUUGAACUGGCUCUUUGGGUUUUCUCAGGCACAGUCCUUCUGCUUCCUCCUCAGGGCUCUUGUUCUUGCAGAAGCCUCAGGGUGAUCUGUUCAUUAGCAAAGUACCCAGUAGGACUGGGGGCUCUGAUGGUUACAGCCAGGGCUCCUUUGCCUGCCUGCCUGCCAUGCCAUCUGUAUAGGAGUCCUCACUCUUCAGCAGCCCAACACAGCCUCUUUCCCCUUUGUUCUCAGGCCUUCCAGGUAGAUCCUCUCUUGGGCUUUGAGUACAGACCUUUCUCUGUGGUUCUGGUCUUGGGCAGAAUUUUCCCCCAGAGGGCCACCGGGCACUUGUCAAGCUGCUUACUCCUUCUGCCAGGGCUGUGUCAGCCCUGUGAUUUGUGCCUCAUGUUGGGGGAACCCUUUUCCUUUCCUGUUCUGGUCUCCUAAGGAGUCAGCUCUGAGAGUUAACUUUCAGUGUUUCCUGGAGGUUUGUUUCUCUGGGGCAUUUGCUUUUGUUUUUUGUUUUUCUUGCCUGGUUUAGAAGGCAUCCCACAAUUGUUAAUGUCUGGUUGUUGGCCAGUCCCAGGCCUCCUCUAGAUCUGGCGCAAGGCUACACAGGGGCCAUGUGUGUGUAUGGGGAGCAAAUCUGUUCUGGAGACCAGAAGCAGCCAUGCCAAGACUUUUGACAAACUUUGGGCUGUUGGCAGCAUCUUGGACCUCACUCCAGGACUGAAUGAGCCUCCUUCUUAAGUGUUUUUACAAGUUUGUGUUUUAUUUAUGGAGUGACUUAUCCCUUCCAUUCAGAGCGGCCCCACCCAGCUGGCUAUCCCCUCAGCCUCUGGGCUCCUGCCUCCUAAAAGCAGAGCUGCCUGGUUGGUCUCCACCCAGGGUUGGGAGACCUGCCACCAUGCUCACGGGUAUUUUUCCUUGUGAAGUUUAUAAGCAGUUAUUUAUAUGCAUCUUCGUUAUGUCAACUGAUUUGUAAUGCCUAUUUUGAUUACAGAA
This is a messenger RNA of Dipodomys ordii (Ord's kangaroo rat), 3646 nucleotides long. It is a transcript of the gene Cep85, whose product is annotated as centrosomal protein 85kDa. The coding region runs from base 225 to 2228 and encodes 667 amino acids. NCBI's taxonomy places the organism in Eukaryota, Metazoa, Chordata, Mammalia, Rodentia, Heteromyidae. Gene Ontology annotation, cellular component: centrosome. The record is from RefSeq and is a predicted model, not a curated record. The transcript is spliced from 12 exons.